GCGUUGAGUUUGGUGACAUGCGAUGGAAAGAGAUUACACCUCCAAGCAGCAGAAGAUCCACUUAAAAGCGUCGUUUUGGGAUUAACAGACGCGUGAACCCGCUAAAAGAGAGCCCCCACGCGUAACUCGUAGCUCAUUAGCGCAUUUCAUGGAGAUCCUUAGAUGACAAGACACGCUGCGGGUUGCGCUCAGCAACACGGAUCUGUAAUUUUGGAACAUGGCGAGAGGGAUGAGAGGAGCUCAUCUCCUCUUUGGAUUUUUUAUUCUUGGGUUGACGCUUUUCAGGGACGCGGACGGACAACAAACUUUUAAUGACUUAACAGGUUUCAGUUUGAAUCCACCAUACUUUAACCUCGCACAGGGCUCCGGGAUCUCCGCUACAGCAACCUGCGGACAGGAUGAGGCUGGCACACCGAGAUAUGAUUUAUACUGUAAACUAGUCGGAGGGCCUACAAAUGGACUUCUUACUCAAAAUAUACAGGGUCAGUUUUGUGACUACUGCAACUCCGUUGACCCAAACAAAGCCCACCCUGUGACCAAUGCCAUUGACGGGACUGAACGGUGGUGGCAGAGCCCUCCUCUCUCCAGGGGGAUUGUCUACAAUGAGGUGAAUGUUACCCUGGACCUUGGACAGCUCUUCCAUGUCGCAUAUGUCCUCAUUAAGUUUGCGAAUUCACCACGUCCUGACCUGUGGGUGCUGGAGAGGUCUGUCGACAAUGGGAGAACCUUCACCCCCUGGCAGUAUUUUGCACAUUCAGCACGUGAGUGUAUUGAGAGGUUUGGAAAGCAGCCCAAUGCCCGUUUAUUAAAUGAUGACGACCAGCUCUGCAUCACAGAAUACUCGCGGAUCAUCCCUUUGGAGAAUGGAGAGAUUGUGGUAUCUCUUGUCAACGGCCGUCCGGGUGCCAAAAACUUUACCUACUCACCUGCGCUGCAAGACUUUACAAAGGCUACCAAUAUCCGCUUGCACUUCCUCCGCACCAACACCCUGCUCGGCCACCUCAUCUCCAAGGCCCAGAGAGACCCCACCGUUACACGCAGGUAUUACUACAGCAUCAAAGACAUCAGCAUUGGCGGACGCUGUGUUUGUCACGGGCACGCACAGAUGUGUGGUGGAGGCCGUAACCCUGACAACCCAAAUAGUCGCCAGUGCGAGUGCCAGCACAACACCUGUGGAGAGUCAUGUGACCGCUGCUGCCCAGGAUUUAACCAGAAGCCAUGGCGCGCUGCAACUGUUGACAACCCAAAUGAGUGUCAGCCCUGCCAGUGUUUCUCCCAUGCCUUCGACUGUUAUUACGACCCAGAGGUGGAAAAAAGGGGAACAAGUUUAGACACCUUCGGCAGGUUUGAUGGAGGAGGAGUGUGCAUCAACUGCCAGCACAACACUGCUGGAGUGAACUGUGAGAGAUGCACUGAAGGCUUCUACAGGCCUUACGGUGUACCUACUGAGUCUCCCACCGGAUGCAUACCCUGCGGCUGUGACGAAAGAACUACAGCUGGCUGUGAAAUGGGCUCUGGAUGGUGUAUCUGCAAGCCACAGUUUGCUGGAGAAAACUGCGAUCGCUGUGCUGAUGGACACUAUUACUACCCAGACUGCUUUCGAUAUCCAGUGUACCCAGCGACCACCAAAUCUCCUGCAGGUCCCAUUGUGGGUCCCACUGUUUGCCCUCCAGGCUAUUUUGGCGCGCCCAGCUGUCAGCCAUGUAUUUGUGACUACAGAGGGACUCUGGGUGGGAUAUGCGAUGCUUUAGGCCGCUGCCUGUGCCAGCAGAGCGUAGAGGGCGAGCGCUGCGACCGCUGUCGACCUGGAUACCACUCCUUCCCAAACUGCCGGGCAUGUCUCUGUGAUGGGGCCGGCGUGGCCGACAGCGUGUGCGGUACAAAUGGUCAGUGUAUUUGUCUCUCCAAUUAUGGGGGACGGGAGUGUGAUGAAUGUGCGCCAGGCUACUAUGGAUAUCCCGACUGUGCUGCCUGCCGGUGUUCACAGGAAGGCUCAUAUGACGCAACUUGCGACCCGUUAUCGGGUCAGUGCCUCUGCCUUCCAGGUGUGGUGGGUCAACUGUGUGAUCGUUGCGCCUCUGGUGUGAGAUUCCCUCAGUGCUCGGCCUCCAUCAGUGUGUGUAACACAGCAGGAACUGAAGCGUCUGAUCCUCGAACGGGCUCUUGCCGCUGCCUAGCAAAUGUAGAGGGAACCCUGUGUGACAGGUGUAAACCUCUAUACUGGAAUCUAGCUGUAGACAAUCCCCGUGGCUGUAUAGAGUGUCAUUGUGACCUGAAAGGGACUCUGAGUGGUGUUGGAGAGUGUGAACAGAAAAGUGGACAGUGUCACUGUAAGCCUAAUACAUGCGGGCAUGCGUGUGACUCCUGCAAAGAUGGAUACUUCCUGCUGCAGAAAAAGAAUUAUUAUGGGUGUCAAGGUUGCCAAUGCGAUAUAGGUGGUGCCAUUGGCAUGGCAUGCAAUGACAUAUCAGGACAGUGCCAGUGUCGGAGGAAUAUCAUUGGCCGUAAAUGCACCGAGCCAGCACCUGGCUACUACUUUCCCACUCUACACCAGCUGAAGUUUGAGGUGGAGGAUGGUACCUCACCAAAUUCCAGACCAGUACGCUUUGGUUAUAGCUCCCAGGAGUUCCCAGACUUCAGCUGGAGAGGUUACGCUGUGAUGUCCCCCGCACAGACUGAAGUCAGAGUAACAGUGCAUGUUGAGCCGAAAGAUGGGAGGCAGCAUUUGUUCCGUGUGGUUCUGCGGUUCAGUAACCCCAGCAGCACCCGUGUGACUGCUAGCAUCAAGGCGACCAAUAGCAGAGGCACUCCAGGGUCAGAACAGAGUAAAGAAGUAAUAUUUCCCGUUAGUCCGUCCCCAUCCUUCCUCACUGUGCCUGGAGAUGGCUUUGCUGAGCCCUUUGAAUUGACUCCUGGGACAUGGAUCAUGCACAUAAGAGCAGAAGGAGUUCUCCUGGACUACUUAGUGUUACUACCCCAGGAUUACUAUGAAGCGCCUCUCCUGCAGGAAAAGAUCACUCAGCCAUGCACAUAUUUACCCACCGCAAACAAGGAUGAAAACUGUCUGUUGUAUAAGCACAUAGCCCUGGAUGGCUUCAGCUCUGCACUGGGCUCACAGGGAACAUUCACAACCCGGCGUGGGCGCAAGAGGAGGCAGGCUCGUGUGCGGCGUCUCACCCCCGAUCACCCUGAAAUGGCUGCUCUCAAUGGGAGACAGUCUCAGCUGCAGCUCAGCCUGCUUGUACCCCAUUCUGGGCCAUAUAUGCUUAUUCUGGAGUAUGCCAGCGAGGUGGACACUGUCCAAAAUGUCAACAUACUCAUCAGUGGACAAUCAGUUGACCCGGUUAUGGGCAGGGCUAAUAUUUACAGCUGUGCCUUCAGCAAUCUGUGUCGAAGUAUGGCAGUGGACAACAGAAACCAAGUAGCAGUGUUUCAGCUAAGUCACAGGUCUGAAGUUCUCUUGCAGACCUCCACAGCAUCAUUCCUUCUGUAUAAAGUGUACGCGGUUCCUGCAGAGGAGUUCUCCAUUGAGUAUGUAGACCCUAAAGUCCUGUGCGUCUCCACUCACGGUCGCUUCACCGAAGACACCUGGCACUGUGUCCCGAGGCAGUUUGACAAACCCACUUCAGCUUGGAUCCUGUAUGCAGCCCGCGAUGGCCAGCUAUUGUCCACACCAGCUGUGGCUCCCCAACAAAGAGAGAUUGAGGAUUGGAGGCGGAGACGACAGUCUGGGGUGAUCCCUGUCCGUGAACCUGAGUGUGAUGGGAUACUACUUAAAUUCCCACAGACGGAGAUUACUUUCACCCCCAAUGUGCCUCUUCCGGGCAGGUAUGUGAUAAUAGUGCAUUAUCACCAGCCUGAACAUAUCGCCUUCCCUGUGGAAGUGCGAGUUGACGCGGGCCGUGAAUGGAAGGGUAUGAUAAAUGCUUCGUUCUGCCCUGCAGUCUCUGGAUGCAGGGAGGUAGUCAUCGCUGAUGGGCGCAUUGCCCUUGACUUUGAGAGAAAUCCUUGGCAGCUACCCGUCAUCUCUGUGAGGGUGCCACCUAGAAAGACUCUGAUUCUGGAUUAUAUCAUGUUGGUACCUGAUAGCGUUUACACCCCAGAGCUCCUCAGAGAGAAACCGCUGGAUAAAUCUGAAGAUUUCAUACAGCAGUGCCGAGAAGAAGGGUUCUAUAUUGACCCAAGAACAUCUUCCCAGUUCUGCAGAGACUCGGCCCGCUCUCUUGUAGCAGCAUAUAACGAUGGUGCUCUGCCGUGCGACUGUGACACAUCUGGCUCUACAGGAAGCGUCUGUGAUGCAGUUGGAGGACAGUGUCCCUGCAGGCCACAUGUGAUUGGGCGGCAGUGCACAAAGUGUGCCACUGGAUACUUCGGAUUUCCCUACUGCAGACCGUGUGAUUGUGGCCGCCGACUAUGCGACGAAGUGACGGGACGCUGCAUCUGCCCUCCUCAGACAGUCAGACCGGCCUGCGAUGUGUGUCAGAAUCAGACUUUCAGCUACCACCCUUUGCUGGGCUGUGAGAAUUGUGAAUGCUCCCCAAGCGGCAUUGCUGCAAAUGCAGGGGCUCAGUGUGACCGCAAUACUGGUCAGUGCAGUUGUAAGCCGAGGAUUGGAGGCCGGAAGUGUGAUCGCUGUGCUCCAGGUUAUUAUCGCUUCCCUGACUGUGUGCCCUGUGACUGUAAUCAAGGUGGAGUUACAUCUAAUGUGUGUGACCCAGACACAGGAAGGUGUCUCUGCAAGAGAAAUGUUGCUGGGGUCAGGUGUGAUACUUGUCGGGAAAGGUCCUUCUAUUUUGACCCCUCAAACCCUCUCGGCUGUACCAGCUGCUUCUGCUUUGGAGUCACUGACCAGUGUCAGAGCUCCAGCAAACGCAGGGGGAAGUUUGUUGAUAUGCAGGGCUGGCGUUUGGAAAGUCCCGACAGAGAGGAGGUUACAUCUGUGUUGAACAAAGCCAGUAACACGGUGGUGGCAGAUAUCCAGGAACUUUCUCCCGCAGUUCAAACGUUACACUGGGUGGCACCACCGUCCUAUCUAGGAAACAGGGUUUCAUCUUACGGUGGUUUCCUGACUUACCAGUCCAAAUCAUUCGGGAUUCCCAGUGAGGGGAUGACUCCGAUUGGCAAAAGACCUGAUGUUGUCCUAACUGGUCAUAACAUGACUCUGAUCCACACAUCUCCACAAGCUCCACUUCCAGACAGGCUCUAUCAAGGCAGAGUACAGAUGUUGGAGGGGAACUGGCGACACGCUAUCAACAACAGGCCUGUCUCCAGAGAGGAACUGAUGAUGGUCUUGGCUGGUCUGGUGGGCCUGAGGAUCCGAGCCUUGUACUUCACCCAGAGCCAGAGACUCAGCUUGGGUGAGGUGGGCCUAGAAGGGGCCACAACCUCAGGGACUGGAGGUCCUAGUAACUUAGUGGAGAAAUGUUCCUGCCCCUCUCAGUAUACUGGUGACUCCUGUGAGAAAUGUCAGCCUGGUUACUACAGAGAUGGCAGCAGUCCUUUCCUGGGCCUCUGUGUUCCCUGUGAGUGCAACGGUCUCUCCGAUGAGUGUGAAGACAGGACAGGGCGGUGCCUGAACUGUCGGUACAACACAGCUGGGGAUCGAUGUGAGCGCUGCAAAGAAGGUUACUAUGGAGACGCAGCUCUCAGGACGUGCAGAGCGUGCCCAUGCCCAUUCACCACUAGCACAAAGAAUUUUGCGGUAGGUUGCAGAGAGGUGUAUGGAAACAUCGAGUGUAUAUGCAGAGCAGGCUACGCUGGUAGCAGGUGUGAGAGGUGUGCUCCUGGUUACUAUGGCGAUCCACUGAUCCCAAGAGGAAGUUGUCGCCCCUGUAACUGUGCUGGCAAUGGCAACAGCUGUGAUCCCAGAACUGGAGUUUGCAAGAAUGCGCUGGAGCCAGGAGACACAACCACAGAUGAACAAUGCCAAGAGUGUGAUAAUUGCGCCCAGACUUUAUUACAUGACUUAGAGGAGCUAGAUAAUGACCUGGUAAAGAUCAAGGCUGAGCUGGGCAAUGCCACUGCCAGCGCCUCCUCUCAGGACAGGCUGAAAAAGCUGGAGAAGGCUGUGGCAGACACCAAGGUUCUUGUUAGCAAAUUCCGCUCUGACGUCAACACAGAAAAACUCAAAGUUGAGCAGCUGGAAAACGACAUGGACACUCUUGAAGACGACAUUCGUUCCCUCAAAGACAAGGCUGACCGGAGGGCUUCUGAGGCUGACAAUGCAGUCGGAGAUGCUGACAAAACCUACAAGAGAGCCGAGGAUUUGAAAUCAAAGAUCGAGCAGCAAAUAAAAGAUCUACUGAAACAACUUGAGAAUCAGGAUAAGAGGGGUGAUGUGCCUGCUGAAAACUUUCUGCUUUAUGAAACUGCUAAGAGAAUGGUGAACGAGAUGGAAGACAAGAAUUUCACUCCUGAGUUGACCGCUGCAAAGAAAGAAAGCGAUGAAGCCAAGAAAUUGCUGGACUACAUCAAAAAUAAUGUAAGUAAGCAGUGUGAUGAAAAUGAGGCUGCAGCGGAUCAGAUUCGAGGUCUUCUGGAGGGUUACGAAGCCAAACUGAAAGAGCUGGACAAGGCCUUGAAAGAUGCAGCGGACUUAGUGAAAAAUGCCAAUGCCCAGAAUGGCCUUAAUGCUAAGACACUAGGAGAUCUGCAGAAACGCACCAAAGACUUAAAAAAUGAGCGGAAGAUAGUCGAGGACCAGAUGACCUUGGCCAAGAAUGAGCUACAGAAAACAGAAGAUUUGUUGAAAAUGCUCUUAGACAAUAAAACGGAGUAUGAGCAGCUGGCAGCACAGCUGGAUGGCGCCAAGACGGAUUUGACCAAGAAAGUAAAUGAAAUUUCUAAGGCUGCGGCCAAGAAGGACAUCGUGGAGGCUGCCGAAGACCAUGCUAAAAACCUAGAAAAGAUUGCAAAGGAUAUUGAGGAUGCCGUGAAGAAUGCAAGCGGACGAACUGAGGUGCGCAACGCGAAAGAUGCUAUCGAGGCCUACAAGAAUAUCACAGAUGCCAUAAAUGCAGCCGAGGCAGCUGCUAAGGAAGCCAAAGUUGCUGCAGAGAGCACCUUAAAUAAUGUAACAAACCAGAAGCUCACAGAAAAGGCAAAAGAGCUGAAGAGUCAUAGUAAAGACCUACUGACUGAGGCAGAGCAAACAGAGAAAGACCUUAAUGACACUGCUGACAACAUCACUGACCUGAAUAAGCGCAUUAAUGAUGCCAAGAAGAAGAAGAAAGCUCUUGAGAAAGACCUUCUUGAUGCACAGGGACAGUUAAAAGACAUCACGAGAGAUGACAUUGCAGCUAAGAUAAACGAGGCCAAGCAGAAGGCAGCUUCAGCCAAUCAAACAGCCAGUGACACAAUGGACAAACUCAACAAAAUGAGAAAGGAACUUGAUAAGAUCGAUGUCUCUCCCGGGAGCUCUAACCUAAACGGUAUAUUGGACGAUGUCAACCGGACAGUGAAUAAUUUGCUAAACACCAUCCCAUCUCUGACCAAUAAGAUCUCAACGGUAGAGAACCUGACCUCACAGGUCUCACCCAUUAGCAACAUAUCUGAAAACAUCAAAAUGCUCAAAGAUCUCAUUGAACAAGCCAGGGACGCAGCUAACAAGGUUACAGUCCCUAUGAACUUCCAAGGUGAUGGUCAUGUGGAGCUUCAUCCACCAAAAAAUCUGGAUGAUCUGAAAGCCUACACAGCCAUAUCUCUGAUGCUACAGAGACCUCCAGGGCGGGGAGAUGGAAAACGCAGACGUAGGCAGGCCACAGAAGAUGACAUGUUUGUGUUAUACCUUGGCAACAGAGAUUCUACAAAGAACUACAUAGGUAUGUUUCUGAGGAACAAUGAGUUAUAUGGUGUGUACAAGCUCAAUGGAGUUGAGAACGAGAUGAAAACGGGAGCAAUCACUAGGUCUGGACUAGAGCCUGCAAAAUUUGAUAGGGUGGACCUGCGCAGAAUUUACCAAGAUGCAGAAAUGAUCCUUACCAAAGAUAUAACCUCAAACAAAGACUCCAUACCAAUUAAGAACGGCAAUCAAGGACGAGAGUCCAAGGAUCUCCUGGAUCUCAGUCCCGAUGAAAUUGUUUUCUAUGUUGGAGGCUACCCAGCCAACUUCACUCCUCCAGCUUCCCUCAGAUACCCCAAUUACACAGGCUGCAUUGAAUUUUUCUCUCUUAAUGACAUAGCUGUCAGUCUCUAUAAUUUCAAAAGAGAAGACAAUAUUAAUAAGGUGACUCCAUGCAAGAGGUAUGCUAAACCUCUUGAUUCUGACUACUACGAAGGCACCGGAUUUGGCCGAGUGGUGGUGGAUAAUACAGUGGGCACCUUUAUCAUCAGUAUGUCCGUUAAUACGCGCUCACAAAAUGGCCUACUCUUAUAUGUAGAAAGUGAGGACCAGUACUUCUAUGUCACCAUGGAGGAGGGUGUCAUUUUUAUACAUGGUUCUCUCUUUGAGACAUCAGCUUCUAAUAAGCAGAAGGAUUUCCCGACAGAAGACUGGGUUGAUAUACAAGUCUAUGUGACAACAAAGAAAGAGUUCAAUGUGCGUGUGGGACGUAAUGAAGCUGCUAAAGCAAAGCAAAGCAAAGCUGAUUUCGACAUACAAAACAUUAAAGAUGUUUAUAUUGGUGGUGCACCUCAACACUUGAGGGAACGGCAUAACAUCACCAUACAGCCAUUUAAAGGAUGCUUGAAGAAUCUGAAGCUGAAUAGAGGCUUUAAGCCUCUUGAUGAAAAAGUGGGCAUCAUUAAAGGUUGUCCUGUGGAAUCGCUGAGUGUACGUAAAGCAGAGUUCACUUUAGGAAGCACUCUCUCAGGUAACCUUGAAGGCUUUACUCUGGAUAACGACGUGACCAUUUCCCUUGGAUUUAAGAGCACAGAGAAUGAGGGUCUUAUUUUGCGAGACAAAAAGCAGGCUAAUGGGAUUGACCUUGGAAUGGAAAACGGCUACGUGACUGUCUAUUUCAACAACAAGAUGUGGAAAUCUACCAAACAGUACAAUGACGGACGCUGGCAUUACGUGACUGUGACGAAAAGAAGCGGAGGGAUCCGGAUGGUUAUUGAUGAUGAGGAUGAAGGGCAGGAGGAGAGCAGUGACCACUUCAUACCUGACACAAGUGGCUCUCUCGUCCUGGGAAAUGAGAAUUUCAAAGGCUGCGUUUCCAACCUCUACACAAGACGGCCAGACAAUCUGUACAAGGCUGAGGACCUCAGCAGAUUCGAGGCUGACGGAAAGGUUUUAGUGGGUGUGUGUUCUCCCUUGACUCCCGUUCAACUGAUGCUGGACCGUAACUCUAAGAAGGAUGAUGUGAAAUCUGUGAGCAAUGAGAGUGUGUCAGCAUGUGCGUUACCAGCCAUGGAUCAACAUGCUUAUCGCCUUGGAGGGACUGUUAGCAGACUGAGCUACAGCCUUCCUCUACAGGUCCUGCAACCCAGACCGCAUUUUUCUCUUGAAGUCAGGACUCGAUCGCAUGAAGGCAUGCUGUUCUUUGCUGCAACCAGAGGAGGGCAAUCUCAUCUUGCUUUAUACAUGUCGAAGGGCAGGAUCAGGCUUUCUGUGGGCAAACAGAAGAUCUUCAACCGAGAAAAGUACAAUGAUGGAAAGUGGCACACGGUAAUGUUCAGUUUGGAAAAGAAGAAAUUCCGGCUGGUUGUAGACGGAAUUAGAGCUCAGGAUGGGCAGCUGACUAAUGCAGAGCUGUCAUCCAUGAAGCAGCAAUUCCUGUCCCCUGUCUACUUGGGCAGUACCCCACAUUCCCUUCACAAAGAGUUAAAGUCGAAGGGCCUUCCGAAGCACAGUGUGUCUGGUUGCGUACGCAAUUUUAAGAUGAAUGGAGCCCAAAUGUCAAAUCCAACCGCAAAUCAUGGUGCUGGCCCCUGCUUUGAGGGACAGACACAAAGAGGCGCUUACUUCUCAGGGAAUGGAGCACACGUCGUUGUCAAUGAUUCCUUUGUUGUGGGCUCCAGCUUUGAGCUGCUGUUUAACAUUCGUCCACGGAGUCUGACAGGACUCCUGCUUCAUGUAGGUGUGUACAGCAAGACUCCAAAUGGACUGCCGAUGGGUCACUAUCUCAUUAUCUAUAUGCUCGGAGGAGAGGUGGUUGCACGAGUAAACAAUGGAAAUGGAGAAUUCAUGGUGUCAGUGAAGCCAAAAGCUUCUUUAUGUGAUGGAGUAUUCCAUAAAAUUUCAGUAAUCAAGAGGAAGAAUGUUGUGCAAUUGUAUGUGGACACACUGGACAACUACAAGAUUGGACCACCAUUUUCCAAUAUACCUUUGACCAAAGACCCACUGUAUGUGGGUGGCAUUCCUGCGAUCUUAAUGCAGCAGAGGCUUCCUGUCACAUCCUCCUUUGUUGGAUGCAUCCAGGACAUGGGGAUCAACGGAGAACUGGUCUCCUUCGAAAGGCCGUCAAGCGUGUUUGGUCCAGUCAACGUCAAGGAGUGUCCAGGCUGAACAUAAAGAUCUCCUCAAACCAUCAGUAAACAAACCCUGGGACCAUGUCCACCACCAGCUAUGUGCAAUCUGUUACUAUGACAGAGAAUGUGUUAGCAUGUUGGAGUGCGUGUGUAAGACGAUUGCGUUUCAGCGUGAGUGUGUUUGGAUGAAUGUACGUGAAAAAUAAAUAUAUGAGCAGCAGCUUACAGGUUCAUAAUGUUUGCUGUUAAGUUAAACAUGUCUAUAUUUAUUUAGUGUAAAGUCGUGUAUUGCCUCACCAAUUACAAAUGCAUAUUUUGACGGCUGCAAUAAACUCUACUUUGUUGGUCUAGUCAGUCUCUACUGACUAUCAAAUGCUACUGAAUAUGCUUGUAAGUGGUCAGUGCUGCGUUACAGUCAGCCCAGCACUUUCAGAAAACAAGUAUUGCUUUUGGUGCUGCGAAAGAGAUCAAGAUUAUUAACUGAUGUACUUUUGGUUUGCUUGUUGGACUCAAUAGCUUAUACUAAGAAAAAUGAUGUUUACACCCAUGAUUCUCAAUUCAGUGACAUUUCAGGGGUUGCUAAGCUAUUCUGUAUUCAUAGCCACAUGCCAGCAUGCAGAAUUCUGCAUUUUAACUGGCUUAAGAGACAUGGACUCUUUGCACAUGUUUUCAAACCACAUGUUUUUCGCCCCCAGUGUUGUAUUACUGUUCUGAUGUGAUUUUCCAUUUUGCAUUCCCUUUGCAUGAGAAUAUGGAUGUAUAUCUUACAGUAGUUACACCAGAUAACAGCAUGUACUAAAUUUUGUUUCUAUCAGUUAAAUAACCAAUAUACCUAGAUGCCAUUAGAAUAAGUUUGGUCAGUCGUGUUUGGGACCAUUGCAAAAGUAAUAACAGAAAAAGUAUUUUUAGGUACUUAUAUUCACAAAAAAAGGUGUUUACUUUUCUAAAUUGUGCAUUUAUGCCAGACUUUAAAUAACAUUAUAUCUCAAUAUGAUGUAAAAUUCAUAUUAAAUUGGGCACACUGUACAUGCAUUCCUGUCUUGUGGCAACUGAUUUGUAAGCCAUUAUGUAACCUGUCUGAUUAAUAUUCUUUAUGAAUACCUGUCAGUGCCAUAAAUAAAUA
This is a messenger RNA of Pelmatolapia mariae (spotted tilapia), 11533 nucleotides long. Its product is annotated as laminin subunit alpha-3-like. NCBI's taxonomy places the organism in Eukaryota, Metazoa, Chordata, Actinopteri, Cichliformes, Cichlidae. Gene Ontology annotation, biological process: tissue development; regulation of embryonic development; cell adhesion. The record is from RefSeq and is a predicted model, not a curated record. Gene Ontology annotation, molecular function: signaling receptor binding. The coding region runs from base 218 to 10447 and encodes 3409 amino acids. The transcript is spliced from 77 exons.